Molecule: messenger RNA, 1650 nt
Organism: Juglans regia (Persian walnut)
Lineage: Eukaryota; Viridiplantae; Streptophyta; Magnoliopsida; Fagales; Juglandaceae
Product: putative nuclease HARBI1
Exons: 4
Coding region: 331-1503 (390 amino acids)
Source: RefSeq, a predicted model, not a curated record
AAAAUGGCACUGCACAUCUUCACUGUCUCAGUUAAGACUUACCAUAUAAACAAGUGCUGAAAAUGGGAAUAAAAACACAGUCGCUCUGUACACAGACCCAACGUUACUGCUGCCACCAAGACGCCAUUCAUUUGGUUGUCUCCCUCUCCUUCUCUCGCUCUCACACCCUCUCAGUCUCUCUGAUCCCUCUAUUAACAUUGAAUUCUACCUCUCGUCCCCACCUGCCUCGGUUUCUCGGAAGGAAUCAGCUAAACGUCGUCGUCUUCGCCUUCUUCGAGUACCAAAGCGGCACCGAACACUCUUCCGGACUUUUCAGAGGUUAGUUUUUCCAUGGAGAGCUCUGAUGAUGAAAAGGAUGGAGUCCUUGGGAAUUACAUUCCAACAGAACUGACGCGUGUUUUGGCAUCCAGUGGAGUAAAAUUUGUGGAUCAAGUACUGAAUGGGCAAAAUGAACUUUGUUUGGAAAAUUUUCGAAUGGAUAAGCAUGUAUUUUACAAGUUGUGCGACAUUUUGCAAGCCAAAGGCUUGCUACGCCACACAAAUCGAAUCAAGAUUGAGGAGCAAUUAGCCAUUUUCAUGUUCGUAAUUGGCCAUAAUCUACGAACACGAGCUGUCCAAGAGUUAUUCCGAUAUUCAGGAGAAACCAUUAGCCGCCAUUUCAAUAAUGUUUUGAAUGCAAUUAUGGCAAUUUCAUUAGAUUUCUUUCAACCUCCGGGUUCAGAUGUACCACCUGAGAUUUUGGAAGACCCAAGAUUUUAUCCGUACUUUCAGGAUUGUGUGGGAGCCGUUGAUGGGAUCCAUAUUCCAGUUAUGGUAGGUGUAGAUGAGCAAGGACCUUUCCGCAAUAAGAAUGGCAUGCUUUCACAAAAUGUUCUGGCAGCUUGCUCAUUUGAUCUAAAGUUCCAUUAUGUCCUAGCGGGCUGGGAAGGCUCAGCAUCAGAUUUGCAAGUCCUAAAUUCUGCACUGACAAGGCGGAAUAAACUGCAGGUCCCUAAAGGUAAAUACUAUCUUGUGGACAACAAGUAUGCAAAUAUGGCAGGUUUCAUUGCCCCAUAUCCUGACAUUCCCUAUUACCUGAAGGAAUAUCCGAUUGGCUAUCAACCACAAGAUGUCAGAGAGCUAUUUAAUGAACGGCACUCACUGUUACGAAAUGCCACUGAUCGCACAUUUGGCGCUUUGAAGGCAAGAUUCCCUAUAUUGAUGUCUGCUCCUCCAUACCCAUUACAAACACAGGUGAAAUUGGUCGUGGCAGCAUGUGCAAUACACAAUUACAUCCGUAGGGAGAAACCAGAUGAUUGGAUCUUUAGAAUGUAUGAACAAGAAGGUACUGUAUUCGAGGAUUCAUUGCCUCCUUUAGAUGUGGAACAACCCAUUAUGCAUAUUGACACCCAAGACCCGGACAUUGGUGUUGAAACAGAACAACUAGAAAUUUCUUCACAACUGCGAGACUCUAUAGCAACCGAAAUGUGGAAUGACUAUAUCCAUGAUUUUUCAGCCAUGUAAAUUGACUUAUUUUGGCAAUAGUUUUCAGGCUAGGAUUGAAAAUAUUUCAGGAUCAUGAACCGUAUGAAGGUUUUGGAAGUGAUUUUCAUGAUGUACAUUGGCCUUGUUCAUACAAAGAAAAUAGAUCAGUAGAUCAUACUUCUCAAA